Molecule: messenger RNA, 6782 nt
Organism: Syngnathoides biaculeatus (alligator pipefish)
Lineage: Eukaryota; Metazoa; Chordata; Actinopteri; Syngnathiformes; Syngnathidae
Gene: lmo4la
Product: LIM domain only 4a
Exons: 7
Coding region: 1879-2409 (176 amino acids)
Source: RefSeq, a predicted model, not a curated record
UGAGAAUAAGCGGCUAAGAAAAUGGAUGGAUAAUCCAGUGCUUCUAAAUUUUACUCCACCAAGUGCCACCUCAAUACUUAUUGUAGUUGCAUAGUAAGUCCAAGUAUUGAUUAAAAAAAAGGAUGUUUUUAGAUUAUUCGCAAAAUAUUUCCAAUUUAAUGAUGAUAUUAUGCACUUCUGCACCACUGCAUACUUCAAGUAUACCAAUAGGCAUACAGUGCUACCUUUACUUAUGAAACUAAUCUGUUCCGGAAGUCAUUUCGUAACGUGAAACAUUACAUGUCAUUAUAAUAAUCCGUUCCAUGACCCCACCCAGCCACCCCCCGCCCGCCAAAAAUAAGCAUUCAAAGUACAUAAUGUAAAGAAUUAUAAAAAUGAUGUUCAUUAACUUUGGCAUUGGAUGACUAUGUGAAGAAAAGGGUGAGUGACAAGCAAAAGGCAAUGUGGGGGAUGGAGGAGGAGGUAAACUUUGACAGCCGAGAGAAAACAUAUGUACGAAUGUACACACACACAACUUAAUUCCACUAAAGUUUCUUGGGGUCCAUGGUGAAGAAAAAGGAAUAAACUUGCAAAAAACGCAAAAAAAAGUUGUACUUUUCCAAUGUGUGUUAGCUUGUGACGGCAUGUGACAGCGCUAGCGUGAUUUGAUGACAGUUGAGUGUCCAAGGGAAUGAAAAACUAUCGUGUGCAAAGAUUAACUUCCCUCCUUGCCAAGUGGAUGCCUGGAAGAUGCUACGGUGAUAGCCAAUGGGAGAGUGUCUCUAUUGGGCCACACAAACCAAGAAACAGGAUGUUUGAUGGAAUUUAAAAUCAAAAUCAAAUCAAAAGCCUUUAACGCCAUUAUAUGACUCUACAUACAAUGAAAUAACAAGCGCUUCUCUACAAAUGCUUGUGCGAAGAAAAUAGAUUAAAGUAGAACAUCUGAGAUAUGAGGUAAAAUAAUGGGUAAAAAAAAGGGGGAGGGGGGUAAUUCAGCACCUAUUUUUUAUUUUUUAACUAGAGAAAAUAUUUUUCCAGAGGAGAUGUUUCGUAAGCUGAAUCUUUCAUUAAUAGAGACAUUCGCAAGUAGAGUUACUGUCAUGAUCCUGCCGCUCCAGCCUGGGCUGGGCGGGUGUCCGCGGUUGCUCUGAUUGGAAGGUGCACACCUGCGCCUCAUGCAGCCUGAUUAUGCUGUGGAUUUAUAUGACCGCGAUGACGACUGGCCGGGGCCAGUUCGUAUGAUCUUCAUGUCCCGUUCGUGUGCUCCGGUAUCCCUGAUCCAACCUGUGUGUACCGACCUUCGUCCGUUCUCCGACCAACCUUUUCCUGCAUUUGGGUCCUACCCCCGAUCCGAUGGGACGUGACAGAACGAACUGGCCAAUACAGGACCCAGCAGGAAAGACCCGGCGUCGCCGGGACCGACGCAAGGUAGAUCGUCUGCCGGAGGACCAAGCCUGUCCAAUCCGGCACCCGAGUGACUUCGCCCUGUAGGUCCAAGUACACCAAUCUGUACGAGGGAACCCGCUUGGCCAUCUACCCGGGACCUCCGCGUGGCGGCCAGAGGAGACGCCCCGGCCGGGCGCUCCCUGGUGUCUCUCGCUGCGCGGCAACGAAGACACCGUCCUCCCACUCCUCGCCGGCAACGGUGAGACCUGCAGACCCGCAGCUGGUGGCGAAGCUUCCAGCCCAGAGGGAGGAGGAGCCGCCAAACCACGAGGCGUUCUGUCGCAAAAUGCGGGCGCAGAUAGAAAGGCAGAGCGCGGAAUUGGCGGCUCUCACGGCCCAGGUCCGGCAAGGAUUGUCGAACCAGCUGAGCUACGCUGACGUCUUCAAACGUGUCUCUUCUUGAACUACCUUGCGUCUUCCGAGUUCCUGCAUUUGGGUCCUACUCUCGUUCCGAUGGGACGUGACAGUUACCACUGUAUUGUUGUGAUGGUGAACAACAGGGUGGAGGUGCCCACAGUGGCCUUGAUGGGGGGGACAGCAGGUCGGUCGUGUGCAGGAUGUGGAUGUCGAAUCGCAGACCGCUUCCUACUCUUCUCUAUGGAGCAGUACUGGCACACUCACUGCCUCAAGUGCUCUUGCUGCCAUGCUCAGUUGGGCGAGUACAGCAGCACCUGUUACAGCAAAGGAGGCAUGAUCCUCUGCAAGAACGACUACAUUAGGCUGUUUGGACACAGUGGAGCUUGCAGUGCUUGUGGACAUUCGAUCCCUCCUAGUGAGAUGGUGAUGCGGGCACAAGGAAAUGUUUACCACCUGAAGUGUUUCAUUUGUGCAACCUGUCGGAACCGCCUGGUCCCAGGUGAUCGCUUCCAUUACAUCAACGGAACAAUUUUCUGUGAACAAGAUCGGCCAGGACAUGGACUACUCAGUGGACACCCAUCUCAAAUGCAAGCUAACAAUAUGCUGUCAGACCAAAAGGUCUGCUGAGAAACAGAAUGGGGAAACGUGAGUCUUCUCCCUCAGCCCUUUUUAUCUGCCCCUUCUUCACCUUCCUCGCCUUAUAAAUCAGCUAGUCACACUUUCAAUGGUGAAAGAACACUGAACUGAGAGUUAGUUGCUUAAUAUGACGGAGUAGGACACUGAGGAUGGUUGGACCACUAGACUCCUGUAUUUCAUGACCUGUGGCAACAAUGUGGUGAACAUCAGGCAUGACUGAAAGGACGAAAUCAGACAUUGAUAUUUUAUACCUGUGAUUUCAACGGAAACCAGUCGGGCACAUCUCAAGUUUCACACAGUGGUUAUUGAAUCUACAGGUAAUACUGAGGAUGUUGCUGAAAGUGAAUUCAACUCUUACAAAAUGUGUGAGAUAGCAUUCUUUGUCCGUUCUAACACAGGUGGUAACACGCAUGAAAAACAAUCGUGUGUUUUUUCUGUUGGUCAAAUAUUCGUCUUAUUUCCAGAGGAGAAAGUGGUGGUUCUGUUUUUAAAUUGUGGUAUUCAUAUGACUCACAGAACUUCCUUGAAAGCUUUUUAUCUUAUUUUUCUAUGUAUUUGUAUGUACAGUGCCUUGUGAAAGUAUUCGGGCCCCUUGUUUUUUUCAACCUUUCGCCAGAUUUCAGGCUUCAAACAUAAAGAUAUAAAAUUUAAUUUUUUUGUCAAGAAUCAACAAGUGGGACAAAAUCGUGAAGUGGAACGAAAUUUAUUGGAUAUUUUUACUUAUUUAACAAAAUAAAACCCUCAAAGGUGGGGCGCGAAAUAUUAUUUGGCCCCUUUACUUUGAGUGCAGCAAACUCACUGCAGAACUUCAGCGAGGAUCUCUGAAUGAUCCAAUGUUGACUGAUGAUGAUAAAUAGAAUCCACCUGUGUGUAAUCAAGUCUCUGUAUAAAUCCACCUGCUCUGUCAUAAUCUCAGAGUUCUGUUUAAAGUGCAGAGAGCAUCAUGAAGACCAAGGAACACACCAGGCAGGUCCAAGAGGCUGUUGUGGAGAAGUUUAAAGCCAGAUUGGGAUACAAAAAGAUUUCCCAAGCUUUAAAUGUCUCAAGGACCACUGUGCAAGCAAUCAUGUUGAAAUGGAAGAAGUAUCAGACGACUGCAAAUCAACCAAGACCCGCCCGUGCUUCUAAACUUUCAUCGUGUACAAGGAAAAGACUGAUCAGAGAUGAAGCCAAUAGGUCCAUGAUGACUCUGGAUAAACUGCAGAGAUCUACAGCUGGGGUGGGAGAGUCUGUCAAUAGGACAACAAUUAGUCGUGCACUGCACAAAUCUGGCCUUUAUGGAAGAGUGGGAAGAAGACAGCCAUUUCUCAAAGAUAUCCAUAAAAAGUCUUGUUUCAAGUGUGCCACACGACACCUGGGAGACACACCAAACAUGUGGACCAAGGUGCUCUGGUCAGAUGAAACCAAAAUCAAACUUUUUAGCCACAAUGCAAACCAAUAUGUUUGGCGUAAAAGUAACACUGCUCAUCACCCUGAACACAACAUCCCCCUGUCAAACAUGUUGGUGGUGGCCACAUGGUUUGGGGCUGCUUUUCUUCAGCACGGACAGGGAAGAUGGUUAAAAUUGAUGGGAAGAUGAAUGGAACCAAAUAGAGGACCAUUCUGACCUGCUGCAGUCUGUAAAAGACCUGACACUGGGACAGAGAUUUGUCUUCCAACAGGACAAUGAUCCAAAACAUAAAGUCAAAUCUGCAAUGGAAUGGUUCACAAAUAAACGUAUCCAGGUGUUAGAAUGCCCAGGUCACAGUCCAGACCUGAAUCCAAUUGAGAAUCUGUGGGCAGAGCAGAAGACUGCUGUUCAAGGAAGCUCUAUCCAAUCCAUCCAAUCUCACUGAGCUCGAGCUGUUUUGCUAGGAAAAGGGCAAGAAUUUCAGUCUAUGUGCAAAACUGAUAGAGACAUACCCGUAGCGACUCGGAGCUGUAAUUGCAGCAAAAGGUGGCGCUACAAAGUAUUAAUCCAGAGUUUAAAAUAUACAAUAAAUUUCAUUCCACUUCAUGAUUGUGUCCCACUUGUUGUUGAUUCUUGAUAAUAAAAUUUAAUUUUAUAUCUUUAUGUUUGAAGCCUGAAAUGUGGCAAAAGGGUGAAACGUUCAAGAGGGCUGAAUACUUUCACAAGGCACUGUGACUGUGUAUUCUUGUUGGCUUUUUGUCUUUAUUUUAUUUCUUUUGAAAACACAUCAGCACAUCCCUUACAACCAGUACAUUUUCAAAGCAGAGUUUUGGGGGUGUUCAAAUGACCUUACUUUAUUGCACAUAUGAGGAUGAUGACUUGGAUCAGUAAGAUUGUUUCUAGAUUUUGAACCAUUCCAAGUAAAAUAUUGUAACAAUAACAAUUUGGGAUUUUGAACAUUUGGCUUUGGGAGUGAAAUGCUCAUUGGGCCACUGACGUUUUGUUCGGGUGAUCUGAUGUACUGGUUAUAACUUCUGUGAUUGCCUAGAAACCAGUUAAGUAUGUACCCCACCUCUGGCCCAAGGCAAGGUCACCUGGGAUAGCCUGUGAUCCUAAUGAGGACAAAUCUAAAACAGAUGGAUGGAAUUAUAUUUCUGAAUAAAUUACCAUAGAAUUUCAAUAUGAAUUGUAAAAACAUUGCAUAUCGGCCAUUGCAUCCUAAAUCGACUUUGGAUGCGAAUCUCGUUCUUGGUAUCUCAACAGUCCAAUUGUGUGUAUUAAACCUGGUUUGUUAUGAUAAAAUUACCUUUGUUCACUUUUAUUCACACCUGAUUGGAUUGUUUUACAUAAUAUAAAACAAUUUCAGGACAUUACACAUGCAAGAUUGGAUCAAAGCUGUUCCAAGUCCAGCAAAUUUUUGGGGACUUUUGUUGUUUGAAAGGACUGGGCUUAUUCUACGGCCCAAGCAAAAAUGCAAAGCUGGUUAAGACAACUGUUGAAUCAACACGUUGGUGGACACCAAUAGUGAGGGAUGCUGUCAAGCUGAAGAAGGAGUCCUAUUGGGCAUUUCUGGCCUGUGGGACUCUCGAGGCAGCUGAUAAUUAUCGGCUGGCCAAGCGGAAUGCAGCUUCGGUGGUCGCUGAGGCAAAAAAAGGGAAGAAUGUAGCAGGAGAUUGACAGACGGAUCGGUGCAGCGUCUGCAGUGAUGCAGACCUUGUAUCGGUCCGUUGUGGUGAAGAGGGAGUUAAGUCGAAAAGCGAAGGUCUCAAUUUACCAGUCAAUCUACGUUCCUACCCUCACCUAUGGGCAUGAGCUGUGGGUCGUGACCGAAAGAACGAGAUCCCGGAUGUAAGCGGCCGAAAUUAGUUUCCUCCACAGGGUGUCCGGGGUCUACCUUAGAGAUAGGGUGAGAAGCUCAAUCAUCCGGGAGGGGCUCAGUGUCGAGCCGCUAAUCCUCCGCAUUGAGAGGAGCCAGAUGAGGUGGCUGGGGCAUUUGAUUCGGAUGGCUCCUGGGCGCCUCCCUGGUGAGGUGUUCCGGGCAUGUCCCACCGGAAAGAGACCCCGAGGAUGACCCAGGACACGCCGGAGAGACUAUGUCUCUCGGCUGACUUGGGAACGCCUCGGGAUCCCUCCGGAAGAGCUGGAAGAACUGGCUGGGGAAAGGGAAGUCUGGGUAUUCCUGCUGAAGCUACUUCCCCCGCGACCCGACCCGGAAAAGCGGUAGCUAAUGGAUGGAUGAACGUUUUCAAAAUCGGUACUCAAAUCCCCCCGACAAAAACCCGGAAAUAACAUGAUGCACACGGCCAGAUCAGCUGACCUAGUAUGCGCUUUGUUGUGAAUUCCCAUGCCGCCCAAAAAAAACGGAAAUAACAUAACGCACGCGGUGCAACCAGCUGAUCCCACCCACGAUGCACUUUGUUAUUCUGUAUAACGCAGACUCUGUACGCAGACCUGUCCCGGUAGAGACUAUUUUUUACUUCCUAUUGAGGACUAUUAACCCCCAUCAUGGUUCCAAAGAAGGCAAGUGGAAGCUCACUACCGAAGAACUCCUACACCUUCAGGAGGAGCAGAAGAAAACGUUGGAGGAGGAGAUGUCAUCUGAUGAGGCUGAAGGCAAGAAGGAUGUCCCAAGUGCUGAUAUAAAAGCUAUCUUUGUCAAUUGGAACGAAAUCCAUAAUUCCGUAGAACUUCAUCACCCCAAUAAAGCAGAAUGUAGCAGAGCACUGCAAAAUUUUUAUGACGUUAUUAGCCACUUCAGAAAGGUGCUUAAAAGAUGGAGGAAACAAGAUUUAGACAAACACUAGAUUUGUUCUUUGUGAAAAGGGGGCAAGUCACCCCCACUGAAGAGAUUUGAUACAGUAGUUAAUAGUUUUGCAUUGCUUUUUUCUUGUAGACUUUAAUAAUUCUCUGUUCCAUUCACAUUUCUGAAUUUUUGUUUUGUUUCAAAGAUUCCGUUAACUCGAGUUACGAAUUA